Cervus elaphus (red deer) is the source of this 1599-nucleotide messenger RNA. RefSeq names its product general transcription factor IIE subunit 2 (gene GTF2E2). Gene Ontology annotation, biological process: transcription initiation at RNA polymerase II promoter. The record is from RefSeq and is a predicted model, not a curated record. The transcript has 8 exons. Gene Ontology annotation, cellular component: transcription factor TFIIE complex. NCBI's taxonomy places the organism in Eukaryota, Metazoa, Chordata, Mammalia, Artiodactyla, Cervidae. Bases 335 to 1204 code for a protein of 289 amino acids.
AGAUUUCCCUCCCGCGAUACCUGGGCGGAGCACGGGAUGACGCAUGCGCCUUCUCGGCGGCCGAGGCGCCGCGGUGCCUACCGGGACUGAGCUCCCAGCCGCCCGAUCAGGAAGUGGCGGGCGGAGCUGGGGGAAGAGUCGCCGCCUCAGCCGCCGCCGCCGCCAGUGCGGAGACCCCCGAGCUGGCGGGGCCGCGCUGGGCAUGCGUGCCGGGAGGUGGAGGCGCUGACAACGAGCCCGAAGCGGCAGCCACGCGGGCGUGGGCAGCUGGUCCAGGCGGAGGCGCUGGGAGGCGGCGGCGGGGCGCGUGGGGCGGCCCUCCGGGCUCAGCAUUAUGGAUCCAAGCCUUUUGAGAGAACGGGAGCUGUUCAAGAAACGAGCUCUUUCCACUCCUGUAGUAGAAAAACGUUCUGUGUCUUCUGAGGCGUCGUCAUCAAAGAAGAAAAAAGCAAAGCUAGAACAUGGAGGAUCAUCGGGCUCUAAACAAAAUUCUGAUCAUAGCAAUGGAUCAUUUAAUUUGAAAGCUCUGUCAGGAAGCUCUGGAUAUAAGUUUGGUGUUCUAGCUAAGAUUGUGAAUUACAUGAAGACACGGCAUCAGCGAGGAGAUACACAUCCCCUUACUUUAGAAGAAAUUUUGGAUGAAACGCAACAUUUAGAUAUUGGACUCAAGCAGAAGCAAUGGCUAAUGAGUGAGGCACUAGUCAAUAAUCCCAAAAUUGAAGUAAUAGAUGGGAAGUAUGCCUUUAAGCCCAAGUACAACUUGAAAGAUAAGAAGGCUCUACUUAGGCUCUUAGAUCAACAUGACCAGCGCGGCUUAGGAGGAAUUCUUUUAGAAGACAUCGAGGAAGGACUGCCCAAUUCCCAGAAAGCUGUCAAGGCUUUAGGGGACCAGAUAUUAUUUGUAAACCGUCCUGAUAAGAAGAAAAUUCUUUUCUUCAAUGAUAAGAGCUGUCAGUUUUCUGUGGAUGAAGAGUUUCAGAAACUGUGGAGGAGUGUCACCGUGGAUUCAAUGGACGAGGAGAAAAUUGAAGAGUAUCUGAAGCGACAGGGUAUUUCUUCCAUGCAGGACUCCGGACCAAAGAAAGUGGCCCCAAUUCAGAGAAGGAAAAAGCCUGCCUCACAGAAAAAGCGACGGUUUAAGACUCACAAUGAGCACUUGGCCGGGGUGCUGAAGGACUACUCUGAUAUUGCUCCUGGCAAGUAGUAAACAGUUUGGUCUGAGAGCAAAGAGUUUCAAAGUCAAGAUCUUCCAUGUUGACGCUGGCAUCUGCAGACUGACCAUCUUCCUGUUCUCCUACCUAGGACCGAGGAGAGGAGCAGUUCAGUUUACAGAACUAGGGCAAAUUACCAAACUUGAAGCUUGUUUUCCCUAAUGGGCUAAUGAGAACUGUGAUGUCCCCUGUGACCCUCCUGUCACUUCUCAGGGGAGCGGCGCUCAGCAUGGCGUGCAGGCAUCUUUGCUAUUUAUCGCUACUUCUAAGUGGCUCCUGUUCCAUUUUCCCUUCUUUUAUUACUUUAGAACAAGUUUGCUGGUAGUCUUGAAUGCAAUAUUUGUUUAUUCCAAAAGAUCAUAUUUAUAAUAAAACCAUUGUAGAAGGA